This is a messenger RNA of Rotaria sp. Silwood2, 366 nucleotides long. Lineage: Eukaryota; Metazoa; Rotifera; Eurotatoria; Philodinida; Philodinidae. The record is from the annotation of a GenBank genome assembly.
AUGCUACAAAAAUAUUAUCCAUCCGGUCAUGUUGAUAUAGCACAUAGUCUUUGUGGAAUAGAACGUACUCACUAUGGACAAGGAAAGUAUGAUAAAGCCCUUGCGUUUCAGGAACAAGCGCUGAAAAUUCAACAGAGAUAUUAUUUUCCUGGUCAUGACGAUAUUAUUUGUACUCUAAGCCACAUUGGUUGUAUACGUAACGAACAAGGAGCGUAUAAUGAAGCUCUUGAUUUUCAUCGACGGGCACUAACACUUCAAGAGAAAUAUUAUCCAUCUUAUUCUGCAGGCAUCGCUGACAUUCUCAAUCACAUUUGUGAUGUACUAUUUAGUCAAUCAAAAUAUAAUGAAGCUCUUUCUUAUUGUUAA